GUUGCCGAUCGUGUCUGGCAAUCUGUACAACGUGCUGACCCGGUAGAUCUGCUUUGCUUCCGUCUUGCUGUCACCUUGUUCGCCUGACUCGCUCUGCUGCUGCAUUCGUCAAAUUGACGCUGCCGACAAUUUGACUUUGCUCGCUGCCGCAUCUGCUCUGUCGCUCGGACCGGGCUCCUACAGUAUGAAGGACAUCUUCAAGGAAGAGUCGUUCGCCGUGCCCGAGGGCGUCACCGUCAUCAUCAAGGCUCGUGCCAUCAGCGUUACCGGGCCGAGAGGCAAGCUCGAAAAGCAUGUGAAGCACAUUGAUCUAGACAUGAAGGUCGUCAAGAGCAAGAAGGGAGCUAUCGUCAAAUUGGCAGUAUGGCACGGAGGCCGGAAGCACGUCGCCUGCCUGCGAACAGUCCGCUCCCUCAUCGAGAACAUGAUCACCGGGGUCACGAAGGGCUUCCUCUACAAGAUGCGCGCGGUAUACGCGCAUUUCCCGAUCAACAUCAUCAUCAACGAUGACGGCAAGAGCGUCGAGAUCAGAAACUUCCUAGGCGAGAAAUUGGCACGUCAUGUGCAAAUGGGCGAAGGCGUCACGAUCUCAGAAUCAAAAGCGCAAAAGGACGAAGUCCUGAUUGAAGGCAACGAUAUCAUGUCUGUCUCCCAGUCUGCAGCGUCGAUCCACGGCGCCUGUCUCGUCCGCAACAAGGACAUCCGAAAGUUCUUGGACGGUGUCUAUGUUUCUGAGCGAACGACACUAGUGCAGGACGAGUAGAUCUACCUUGUAUGCGCAUGCAACCCUAGCUGAG
This is a messenger RNA of Mixia osmundae IAM 14324, 797 nucleotides long. RefSeq lists its product as uncharacterized. The coding region runs from base 185 to 763 and encodes 192 amino acids. NCBI's taxonomy places the organism in Eukaryota, Fungi, Basidiomycota, Mixiomycetes, Mixiales, Mixiaceae. The transcript has 4 exons. Gene Ontology annotation, cellular component: ribosome; cytosolic large ribosomal subunit. Gene Ontology annotation, molecular function: structural constituent of ribosome; rRNA binding. The record is from RefSeq and is a predicted model, not a curated record. Gene Ontology annotation, biological process: cytoplasmic translation.